This is a messenger RNA of Porites evermanni, 6911 nucleotides long. NCBI's taxonomy places the organism in Eukaryota, Metazoa, Cnidaria, Anthozoa, Scleractinia, Poritidae. The record is from the annotation of a GenBank genome assembly.
AUGGGAACUUUUCCGUCAAAGGCAAUCGAAGGUGGCCUGAUUCCUCAUCGAGAAUUUGAACAACGACAGCCAUCUGAGAUAGAAGUAACAGAUUCAGCAAUGGGCGAUAGAUCGGACCUCAACGAUUUCUUGGAGGCCAACAACUGCAUGCUUAAGAUGGUGCGGAAAAAAUAUGACCAGCAUGACGAGCUGAAAAGGCAAAAUCGUGAUUUGAAAAAGAGAAACGAAGAGAUUAUGUCUCAAAAUGAAAACCUAAGGCAAAGGUAUGUGGAAUACUUUUCAAUUUACCGGUAAAGCCGCUUUACAAAGUCCCUAGCUAAGACCUUUGUGAGACUCAGAGGAGGAAAGGAACGUCGUUUUGGAUGCAUUGCUUUUGUUCAUGUCUAAGUCCUGUGUUCACUCUCGGUUUUAUCGAAUCAAUCAUUUCUUUUAAACAAACAGGGUAAGUAACGAUUCUGAAAUGAAUCAUCGCAGCUAUCAAAGCAGUUCUGAAGAUGUUACAAGCAGGAACAAACGAAGUGAUGUCUUGCAGAAGUGCAAAAUAUUGGACGGGGCCAUUCGACGACAAGCAAUGGAAGUGUUUGGGAAGCAACCUGAUAGGGCAGAGAACUGGUACAGAAAGGAUUUGACUUGCCGAAUAUUUAUGGUACGUCAUUAUUUUUACACGAUCUAAAAUAUGCCGCCCGAUGAACCUCAAAAUAUCUACAGCGAUCAAACAAAACAAUUCAAAAGCGAUACGUAAAUAACCCAUUAUUUUUAAAGUCAUUCAAAAAGAUUACUUGAAAAUCUUGUGGUCAGGCGUGCAAACCGAAUUACCAUUUGUUCUAAGACAAAUGUUCAUGUGUGCUUAACCGAGAAAGCAAUCCUGCGCUUUAUUUCUAAAUAGAGAUCAUUCCUUCAAUUCAAGAUGGCGGAGGUCGAGUUUUACCAGUCUGAAAGGUUAAUGAACGCUUGUUAGUAAGGCUAUAGUAUGAUAAUGGACUUAAUAUGAGGAGAGAAACUUAGCAUUUAUAUGUAUACAGAGUCAGUACUGAUUCAGAGCUGCGUGGUUUGGCAAUUGGGAAUGUGUGUGAACCACAAAUGGGAUGUGUGCUUUAGGAUCCUAGGCUUAUGCGUUUACUGUAUCUUAAACUGAUGCGAGUCUCCUGUGUUUCAUAACUGAGAUGGCUUUAUCCUUGUUUGAAGGUUUUUCCAUGAUUGCCUCUUUUUUCAAAAAUCUGAAAGAUGUCAAACCUGAAUUGAUGGCAUAUUCAAAUCAUGUGUGUCAUCUAUGUAUCUGUUGUUUAAUUAGAUUGCUUACGAACUUGCGGAACGCACAAAAGAAGAGUUCAUCCAACAGGCUUUACCGAGGUUUUUUCAGAGCGCACCCUUUGUAGGAGUGCAUUUUAAAGAAACCUCCAUGCAGGUGAGACAGGACAAAACCCAGAAUCGAGCCCGGGCCUUUCUUACGCUAACCUCUGUCCUUUAGCACUAUACACUACCAAACACCCAAACAGAGAAGUGCAUAUUAUAAUUAUUAUUUUCACUGUUUUUCAUCACCAAGACUUUUAUAACAGAUGACAUCUUGCUGUUUCCCGAACUUUUAAUGAAGAUUCAACUUUGGCUUAGGCUUUUUAUGUCCUAUUUGUAACAACCCUCAGUUGUAGAUCAUUACAUCAACUCAAGGCUUGGUUACCAAUGAUAGCAUACCGUUUGUUUACGAAUGGAAGAUAAACGUCGGGGGGGGGGGGUGCUUUGUGGACUAAACAAAGUAUUUUGUACGCCCUUCAGUUCUACAGAGUACUGAAUAUCAUAAUGACAAUAGAAGAAUAAUAAGAUAGGUUAGGCUUGUAUGCUCACGAUUGAUAUAAAGCUUUAUUUCUAAAACAGGCAAAAAGGAUCUCUGAGCAACAAAUCUCUGAGGAAAUGCAACACUUACUUUCAACCGACUCCUUCAAAUUCGCAAGUUCUUCUGUUUUAAAAGAACUUGCAGUAGAUUGUGAUCUAACAGACUUAGAGGAGGUAAUGAUUUUUUUUAUUUGGACUCUAAUAGUAACCGAAAUUCUCGGAGGCACUUUUAUAUCUGUGUAUAUCAGUAUGUGCAUAUAUAGAUAUAUAGAUAUAGAUAUAUAUAUACCAGUUGAUGCAUAUGCACGCCUAUCGGCAGAGUGCUCAACAGAAGGACUAGCUAGAGCGUAGUGUAAUCAAGGAUGUCUGGUGUCAACGUGAGAUUUGACUUGGGCAUUUUUACUACUACUUAGUUUCGUACCGCACGGUAUGUACACAUACGCUAUAUAUAUAUUUUGAGUAAAAUCCAGCUAGUGGUCUAUUAUCAAUGCUGCGUUGUGAUUGGCUGAGCUACUACUAGGCUAUAUGUUAUAGCCCACUAGUAGUGAAAAGCGCUGACUUUUUGGCGGCAAAAAAGGGUUAAAGUCUAGCUUUAAAUAGCUAAAUUAUUCUCGAUAUUUUUGACCAACUAGUUGGAUUUUACUAAAACAAUUAUUCCUCUCGCACUCAUGGCCUCUGAGUCAAUAGCCCAUGGGCUAUUGACUCAGAGCCCAUUCAAGCUCGAGGAAUAAUUGUUAAAUACACCUAUUUCAAUUAAGGUUGCUCCCAUGAACCAUGUUUCAUAGCCUUCAGUGCACUAUGGUAAACCCUUUUGUAGAGGGGAAGCCUGGGGGGUACUUAAGGAAUUUCUGGGUGGGGAUGUGCCGCUGGCACCCUGGAACCCUUAACCUAUACCAGAGCUAGUUCAGCUGAAUUUUGUUACCCUAUACUAAAGUAAACUCCCCAAGUCCCCCUAUCCUAGAGUAGCUGUUUUCCAGAAACUUCUGAGGUCACUAGCACAGUCUAGCCAAAACAAAACCUUAUACCACAAUCCCUAGUCUAGAUAAAAUCUUCAACCAACUGAUCAGUUUCCUCAAAAAUGAUACCCUACUCUAGACCCAAACUCUCUGAUUUAUAUACCCUAUCCUAGAGUAAACUGCUUGAAAACCAUACCCUUCACGGUGGCACAUACCUAUAUAGCCCACAUAUGGCAAUACCUUCCCCCUUUCCCCCCGGGCGGGAAGUUCAGUCUUGUUCACGUUCAUUGAAAUCAUAUAAUGGAGACCACUUGUGAGAAGGCGUUCAAGAGAGCUUUCAAAUCGAAUGGCUGCUACAAUUGUUAAGAAGCAUGAGCGAGCUGAAGAAUUUCAUUUUUAAAAUCUCACAGUAAGAAAUUAGAAGCCUCUUCUUUUUUAACAACAUUAAGGUGGCUCCGUAAUUAAUACUGGAGCAUUUUGCCGUGACAAAUUUUCCGUCAUAACUUUUUGGUUUUUAACGCGAUGGCUGCGAAUCUUUGCAAACAGGAACAGAUAUCUUUCGGCAAUAAUACGAAAUAUUCCGAUUUCAUUGAUGAUAAAUAUUUCUUGAGAAAUUAGCGCUUAAAAGGACCCUACUGUUCAAAGAAAAUCGCGUCUAGUAAAAAAUUUUGCUGAUAUUUUUUACUGAAAUUUCUGGUAUCGGCUUUAAUUGAUAUAAUAAAUAUGCCAGAGGAAUUUCAGAAAAAUCGUUGGAGCAGAAGUCCGUAACUAAAAGUCGCUCAAAAUUCAGCUGUGAAAUUGUUUUGGAAUUUCAAAAAUAAAUUACUAUCAGGUAGAAGGAGCCACCAGUUUGAAUUUUCGGGACAAGUAAAUUCAACGUUUGCUAAUUCUUAAAACAAAAGCCGAUUGCCUAUCGUGCUAUUCUUUAAAAGGUACUUUUUAGUUUUAGAAGCACUAUAAAUUGCUCCAAACCUUGCUCUGAAGUAGAAUGACUUGUUCUUCGACAGUUUUAAAAUAUCCCUUGGCAGUUUUGGCUCAAACUCCUGCUGCAUACAUUUUGAUGUAUUGCAAUGCAUUUUCAACGACUUUUACUGCUGUUCGUUGCUUCCAACUCAGGAAAAAAGUAUUGAGAUUGGACGCUACCUCGUAUCAGAGCUCAGAUAGAACUGUCCAGCACCUUUGUUUAUGACUACAAAAUGAGCACGAGCGGCAGUUCUGCGAGGAAUUCGCACCUCACCCAGGGGGGACGAACGACAAUGAUGACCAUGCCUGUGAACCGAAUAACAUCACAGUGCAAAAUAAAAUUAUCGCAAAAAUACUGCCCGUGAAUAAAUUUACAACUCUGAAAUUUUUGUCACUCCUUCCUUCAAUGAAUGGGUAUUUUUUUUCUUGAUUAUUAUGUUUUGCUCUGCAAUACAUGUUUAUACAGAUCGGUUCACAGACAUGGGCAUCAUUGUCAUUCGUCCCCCCUGGCUGAGGUGCGAAUUCCUCGCAGAGCUGCCGCUCGUGCUUAUUUUCUGGUCAUAAACAAAGGUGCUGGACAGUUCUAUCUGAGCUUCGAUACAAGGUAGCUUACAAUCCCAAUACCUUUUUCCUGAAUUGGAAACAACGUACAGCAGGAAAAGCCGUUGAGGAUGCAUUGCAAUACAUCAAAAUGUAUGUAGCAGGAGUUUGAACCAAAACUGCCAAGGGAUAUUUUAAAAAUGUCGAGGAACAAGUCAUUCGACGUCAAAGCAAAGUUUGGAGCAAUUUAUAGUGCUUCUAAAACUGAAAAGUACCUUUUAAAGAAUAGCACGAUAGGCAAUCGGCUUCUGUUUUCAGAAUUAGCAAUCACUGAAUUUACUUGUCCUGAAAAUUCAAACUGGUGUCUCCUUCUUCCUGAUAGUAAUUUAUUUUUGAAAUUCCAAAACAAUUUCACAGCUGAAUUUUGAGCGACUUUUAGUUACGGACUUCUGCUCCAACGAUUUUUCUGAAAUUCCUCUGGCAUAUUUAUUAUAUCAAUUAAAGUCGAUACCAGAAAUUUCAGUAAAAAAUAUCAGCAAAAUUUUUUACUAGACGCGAUUUUCUUUGAACAGUAGGGUCCUUUUAAGCGCUAAUUUCUCAAGAAAUAUUUACCAUCAAUGAAAUUGGAAUAUUUCGUUUUAUUGCGGAAUGAUAUCUGUUGUUUUUUGUAAAGUUUCGCAGCCAUCGCGUUAAAAUCGAAAAAGUUAUGACGGAAAAUUGGUCACAGCUAAAUGCUCUUGUAUUAAUUACGGAGCCACCUUAAAUGAACAGGGUUUUACUGCCUGACUAAGCUACGUUUUUGUAUGGGCCACAAUACUGGUUAUUUCAAUAAAACAAAUCUUUUGGCUAUUCUUUUUUCUAUUCAGGUUUUCAAAAAUUACCACAAAAAUAGAUAUUUGCGUAACGUUAACUUAUUUAUUGUAGUUCAUGAACAAACACCUUGAAUUUGAGUUUUUUUUAUCUCCAUCCAAAAUUCCCACGUGCACAAGCCAAGCAACACGUUGAAGAUUUGCAGCAUUUACAUAUUACCUAACCUCAAAUCACUGUUUUAAAUUAAAACUGAAGCCUAGGAUUCAGUGUUUUGAAAUACAUUGUCUUAACGUUCUACUGACAAAGCAUAGAAGCGGUAGCAGCGUUUGCUUUCUAGGUUUCUAGGCUCGGUGUGGGCACAUAAUUUAGUAGACCUGCUACAAUAAUGCACCGCGGGCUAUGAAACAUGGAUCAUGCAUCAUUCUUCACAGAAGCAACCUUAAUUAAUAGGGGUAUAUAGUUUAUACAGGUCUGUGCCGCGCAACAGGAUAUGGCUUUUUGCCUCUGACUCUGGGAACAGGGGGUAUAAAAUUCACCCUUUAUCACUGAAAGAGAGGUACAUCUUAUUUCAGCUUUACUUUAGAACAGGGUCGCACAUCCUUAAUCUGUGAUUAUUCUCAAUCAAGCUUAGGUGCGAAACUACUCUCUCCUUGUAUUGAAACAGCCACAGGAACAGGGUUUCUGUUUAUACAAUCAUUGUCUGGACCGGAACAGUGUUGCAAAUUCAUCUCUUUUUGUCCGGAACAGGUCCAGAGUCUCAAAGACUCAGUGACACUCCCGCAUAGUUAAUUUUAACACUUUAAGACGGACACCGUUGGAGCGGACACUGACAAGAGCAUGGGAUCCUAUGUCGGCUGUCUGACUGUCUUUGUAAAGGAGUCAGUCUUAUUUUAAAGAGUUGAAUAUAGGGACGAACUGGAGAACGGCGGUUUAACAACACUAGGUGUCAGGUUUUGGAGAGGCGUUGCAUUUUUCACAGAGGUGACCUGAGAUCAGGCUCUAAUUUCGUUUCGCUUUGAAAAUUACAUUCCGGCAGGCAAUUUUAGCGGUAGCCGUUAGAGAGAAUGUAUGAGAACUGCUAAAAUUGGGUCUCAUCUCAGGUUAUCACAGAGGGGACAGUCAAGAUGUAAUCGAUUGCGUCCAUAACGAAGUCAUAGUCAUGAUAUAUGAUAAUCACCAUCAUCAUAACUAUAAAAUAAACGCCAUUCUUUACUAUUCAUCUUUAUUAUCAUUGACAUUGUCACAUCAAACAAUAUUAUAACUGAACAAACUCGUCCCCAGGGCUUUUCCCUUAGAGGAAAGGGAAAAUAAAGCGGCCCUGGGGACGAGGUUGACAACUGAUUCCUUAUGCUUUCAGUUGUGGUUGGCUGUCAAUAUGUCCAAAAUGUAUCCUCGCGUUACCACUGAUACGUCCCUCCCAGAAACAUGAACGAUUUUUUUUCGCAGAAACUUGUGACUCAGUUGACAUCUUUUCGUGACUUUUGGCAAGAUCGUUAUCCUUGGCUGCCAUACCUGGAAGACUACAAGAUGAAAAGCGAAAGGAUGAAGAGUUUCAUCAAAGAAUGUCUGAGAAUCGCCUGGCGAAUGGUAAACUUACUUCCCCCUCUGAAGAUCGUGACGAUAGAUGAAGUUGAAAGCAGAUCGAAAUUAGACGAAUACUUUGUGAAGGAAGUUGAGGAAAAUAAAGAAAAAACACAAACCAUGAACGUCUGUGUUUGGCCAGCUGUCAUGGACUGUUACAACAAUGAAGUUCUGCUAAAAGGAAAAUUAACUUUAAUACCAAGUCCAAAGCCGAGUCAGACGUGUCAAGUGUAA